This is a messenger RNA of Carassius gibelio (silver crucian carp), 2752 nucleotides long. RefSeq names its product ecto-NOX disulfide-thiol exchanger 1 (gene enox1). Bases 272 to 2137 code for a protein of 621 amino acids. The record is from RefSeq and is a predicted model, not a curated record. NCBI's taxonomy places the organism in Eukaryota, Metazoa, Chordata, Actinopteri, Cypriniformes, Cyprinidae. The transcript is spliced from 15 exons. Gene Ontology annotation, cellular component: external side of plasma membrane; plasma membrane. Gene Ontology annotation, molecular function: protein-disulfide reductase activity; RNA binding. Gene Ontology annotation, biological process: ultradian rhythm.
CUGAUCCGUGUCGCGCGCUCAGUCUCUCAGCGCGUGGAAGCAGCAGCAGCACUGAAGAGCGACGACGGGCAGCAUUUCGCCAUUCAGCUUGGUUCACGUUUCUUUCGCAGGAUUAUUACGCCGAAUCGCACCGAGGCUUGAUCGAGAGCGGUUUCUCUGAAUGCUGUGAUGAGUUCCUGAGAGCUUCGUUCUCCCCGGCUGGGUGUCUUGAGAGAGCAAGGGCUCUGUUGACAACAGUGGCACCAAGAGAAGCAAACACUGACGACGGGCCAUGGCUAGCGCAGCAGACGGCAUCGGCAGUUUGGGAACCGAACAGAGCCACAUCACUGUUCCCGUGGCCGAUCCCGGCGCCUGGGCCACUGCCAUGAACAACCUGGGCAUUGUGCCGAUGGGCUUAGCCGGGCAGCAGCUGGUCUCAGACUCCAUCUGUAUACAGGGUUUUGACCCCAACCUUGGCAUCAUCACCCCAAUCAAUCCCAUGAUGGCUGGCAUCAGUCUGGUCCCGCCCCAUCCUGUGGCAGCAGAACUUCCUGUUAUUAAGGAAAUCAUCCACUGCAAGAGCUGCACACUUUUCCCGCAGAAUCCCAAUCUUCCUCCUCCCUCCACGAGAGAGAGACCUCCAGGGUGCAAGACAGUGUUUGUUGGUGGCCUUCCGGAGAAUGCAACAGAAGAGAUCAUCAAAGAAGUGUUUGACCAGUGUGGAGAGAUUGUUGCCAUCCGCAAGAGCAAGAAAAACUUCUGCCACAUUCGUUUUAGUGAGGAGUUCAUGGUGGACAAGGCCCUCUACCUCUCUGGCUAUCGGAUGCGCAUUGGCUCCAGCACUGAUAAAAAGGAUUCAGGCCGAAUACAUGUAGAUUUUGCUCAGGCGAGAGAUGACUUGUAUGAGUGGGAGUGCAAACAAAGAUUGCUGGCACGAGAGGAGCGGCACCGACGAAAAAUCCAGGAGGACCGUCUGAGACCUCCAUCACCUCCUCCCAUAAUGCACUACUCUGAACACGAGGCAGCUCUUUUGGCUGAGAAACUGAAAGAAGACAACAAAUUCAGUGAGGCAUCGGCAGUGCUGUUCACAUGGAUCGACAGAGGCGAGGUGAACCGACGCUCAGCGAACCAUUUCUACUCCAUGAUCCAGUCAGCGAACAGCCAUGUGCGGCGCCUAAUGAACGAGAAAGCUCAGCACGAGGAGGAGAUGGAGCUAGCCAAAGAACACUUCAAGAAUUCCCUGCUUGCCAUCCUCACACAAUUUGAGCAGAUUACGGCUGUGUUCACCGCUGCCACCAGGCAAAAGGCAUGGGACCAUUUCUCAAAAGCGCAGCGCAAGAACAUAGACAUUUGGCGAAAGCAGUGCGAGGAGCUGAGAAAUGCUCACAGUGAAGAGAUCAUGGGAAUACGAAGAGAAGAGGAAAUGGAGAUGUCAGAUGAAGACCUGGAAGAAAACCCCUGCAAAAAGAUGAGAAUGGAGGACACGGUGCUGUCUGCGCAGACGUGUGCUCUGCGGGAGGAAAACGACAGUCUGCGCUGGCAGCUGGAUGCUUACAGGAACGAGGUGGAGCUGCUGAAGAAGGAGCAGGGCAAGAUGUACCGAACCGAGGAGGAUCACACGCAGGAACAACAGCUGCACUUCCUGCAGCAGACCAUGCAGAACAUGCAGCAGCAACUGCUUCGGCUCCAGGAAGAGCUGAAAGGGAAGGAGCUGGAGCUGGAGCAGGCCAGAGAUGAGCAGCACUACCUAGAGGGAGAGGUCCUCAGCCUCAGGGAAAAGCUGUUGAACGCCAUGGAAUCGGUAGACUUGUCAAACCACAACUCUGAAGGCCAUGAAAAGGGAGUCAAUGGCACUGCGGCACUCUACCACCAUCGAGAGAAGAAUAACGACGCGGUCAUUUGGGGUCCUUUGAGAUCAGAGAAAGAGGCUCUCUUGCUCGGAAUCAUAUCAACCUUCCUCCACGUCCACCCAUUUGGAGCCAACAUUGAAUAUCUGUGGUCUUACAUCCAGAGACUUGAUACAAAGAUCUCGGCCAGUGAACUUGAAAGACUAAUGGUCCGGUUGCCCAACAUGUUCAAGCAGGAGUUCAGCGGCGUUGGAGCGACACUGGAGAAACGCUGGAAGUUCUGCGGAUUUGAGGCUCUUAAAACGGUGUGACUUGCAGAGCACCAUGCACAUACACUGAGGCUUCUGGACCUCUGGAGGACUGAUCCAGAGUCAGCGACAAGAGCCAGAGCCUCACAGACACAAACAACAGGCUCUACACCCCAUACCGCCUCAGAUCCGAGGGCUGCCGCUCUCCAGAGGAAGUGAGACUCUACGUGCGGCGCCACAUCUGAUAUAUUUACUUGGAAAAGCUCUUUCCAGACUUCUGUACCGAUUGCGUAACUUAUCUGUCAGUGGCGUCGUCCCUGAAGGCUGGGAGAUAUCCAGGAAUAUCGCGCCUCUCGGUUAAAAAUACGGAAUACUGAAUAUGGGACACAGAUGUGUGAUAGCGGCCCUCUGCGCCCAUCAAAGCCAGACUGUGUGUGAAGACGAUUUCUGCUCUGAAAAAUGAUUUAAUUCAAGGCCAAAGUGCUGGAGCUGAUAGACAACAGAUGCACAGCUGAAGCUCUUUGGACAGUUUGCUGUGUUUCAGGCCUUGCUUGUUGUGUAGAUGAUGUAUGUAACUAUGUAACAUGCUCUUUGUGUCUUGAUGCACUGUUGUUAAAGUUCUGCUUAUAUAAAUUAUGAUUUUUAAAAAAAUCAAUUAAAAACUUUUUAUCCAAAAUC